AUGGAAGCGAGAACAUCUCCUGCGCUAGCUGGUGGCCGCUCUACCUCCAGCAGCUCUCUGUCGCCACAAUGGCCCGGCAAGAAGCCUGAUUCCACUCGUCCAUACACUGACUCAGCCACCCUCAGAAGGAAACCUGCAAGCAAUGCGAAGAACCCCAACCAGAAGAAGAAGGCUGCACAGAAAUUCGACGUCAAGGAGGCUAGCACCGAGACUGACGGUUCACAUGAGGAGGCCGCAGACAAGGACGAGGGUGAACAAAGGUCUACCAUGGAGCCAGAUGCCUAUCUGGACGAUGACAUGAUGCUCGGAUCUCGGCCUCGGCGAUCUUAUCGAAGGUCAAAGCAGUUGGACGAUGAGGAGAAGGAUUAUGUGUAUGAACCAGAAGAGAAACCCGAGCCUGUCACCUGGAACAAACAACAACAAUCGCAACCCAUAGCAUCUGAUGUAGUGGAAGCCUCCGACUGGUCUCCUCCCCCAACAGACCUUGCGACUCACGUUCCUUUCGCAUCCGGCGAAGAUCCCAAACCUCGUUCUGCGCACGGGCAAUAUAAUCCUCAAAAACGUUUACCUCGACGUCCACGGAUGGCAGAAAGGCGCCGAGCUGUCUCGGAGGAGCGAGGUCGACAGUCAAAGCCUCCAGACCCCAUACAGCGUUUCCCUGUUGUAGACCUCACAACUGUCAACGGUCGAAAGUUGAAGGAGCUGCAAACGCUUGUUGAUCGUGAAGAGGAUCCUGAGCAACAAGACUACGACCAAGCAUGGAUCUUAUUCAUCUCUCUCGAAAAUCAGGAAGAGGUUGCUCGUCUUUUGUUUUCAUACCUCUGUCGAUCUAGAGAUUCCAAACAGCUUACAAGAGCUCGAGAAGCUUUCCGAUUAAUCCCCAAUGAGUCUAGAGAUGAGCAAAUCUACGCAUCGGUGAUCAAGAUCGAGCUCGAGCGCUUCCAGCACGAAAAUGCAAUAUCUCUAGCCAUUGACGGUACUAUACAAGGCCACGACCUUGUGCCUGACUUGCUAGCUCAAUUUGUCGACCAUGAAUCAUGGAAUGCUGCUGCUGAGCUUAUGCGCCGUAAUCUCUUUGCUCGGAGGGAUAUGCCGAACCUGAAUUACUGGUCGUUGUCUGGCCAGAAGCAUAGCGCUGCGCUGUUACCACUUUCCAGACUCGUGGAGAAGUGUCGUGGCAUCAGAGACCUUGAUGCAAAAGUCCUCUCCUUGACACGUCGUCUGCAAAACGAAGAUGCCACGUUGUACGAGCAUCGCAGAGAGCUGCAAGUUUUGCGCCAACAACUAGUUAUGGCCUGUGCCUCGAGUUCAAGUGUGAUGGCUACCAUCUCUCCGUCCAGGUUGCUAGCUCUUUUUGACCUUCAGAAAGAUUUCGGCAACUGGAAGCUGCACACGACCGCUCUCAAUACCCUCCACAAACUACCUGAUGUACAGCCGCCGGUUGAGUUAGCCUUGAUGACUUAUCGCAAUCUUCGAUCUACACUGCCCCACGAGCCUGUGAGACCUUCAAUGCUUGGCAUUCUCAUAUCUAUGUGUGGUCGUGCCAAUUACUCUCUGCAUAUCUAUGACUAUAUUUUUUCGGAAUUCACGCAGCAUUUUGGCAGACCCGCUUCGACAGCUAUUCUGCGGGCUAUGACAGCGUGUGCGCGCCAAGGCGACCUUACUGCUAUCUCCCGUUACCUCGCUUUGUGGCAAGAGGGACACAAAGACCAAAUUCCACCAAUCGAUUUCCUCAGCCCUUUCAUAUAUGCUUGCGCUAUGAACGCUGACCCUGUUCAAGCUCGACAGCAUUUUGACAGGAUUAAGCAAGACUUCGGCUUAAUUCCAAAUACUAUUUGUUGGAACAUGUUGCUGCUUGCCCACGCCCGAUCGACAGAUGACAUCUCGGCCUUUGCUGUUUUCCAAGAAAUGCGGACUGCGAAAGUCCCUGCAGAUUCCUACACCUACGGCACUCUCCUCUCGAUUUGCAAUACCCACACAGACACAGAAACUUCCCUCAGCCUUCUUAGUGAUGCCAGGCAGCAAGGUGUGCAUGUAACUGUGCCAAUGGUUGAUACAGUGGUGAAUACAUUACUGGCUAACGAUGAGGUUGAAGCUGCUUACCGCUUCGCGCUGGUAACAACUGAGUCGAAUAAGCCCAAGUCGCUUACACGCCUUUGGAACUCCUUCGUAAAGUAUUUUUCUGCAAAAGGUGAUGUCAACCAGUUGUCGCGAGUUCGAACCAUCAUGACAAAGUUCGGGAUCAAAGCAAACGAAGCGACGUAUGCUACUCUCAUUUUGACGCUGACGUUAAAGGAACGGACCCAGGAAGCUGUGGAACUACUCCGUGAGAUGCGACGUGAUAAGAAAUUAGCAGUCACACCGUUUCACUAUUCUAUCGUCCUGCACGGCUUUGUCCGGGAGCACAACCGCGAUAUGGCACAGGUCGUUUUCAGUGAAAUGAAACAACAAUUUCAGACUGUGCCUGCCGAGGCAGUUAAAGCUAUGCUUCGGCUCCAGACUCAGCGCUCUCUCUCCAAUGCUCGUGACAGAGAGCUAGAUGUGACCUACUUGAUGGGUGCUUUGACAAAUCUCGAGUCUGAUGAUGGCUCGACUUCAAACCUUGAUGACACGUCUAACCGUCCUCGGGAUGUCUCUACUACAAUCAUGAUGUACUUCACGACUGUAAUUCGCACUUUGUUGGGCGGUGAAAAGUAUACAGCCGCAGAAUUACUUGUAGAAGACUUGAAAAAGAGGAUGUCAUCCUUACCACAUGGGCCACAGUUACUCGAAAGUUCUAUGGCAGUCUCACUUAUCGAGAUGGAUUUGGCCAUCGCUUCAUCAAAGUACCACAAAGUCGGGGAGAUAUGGAAAGCCGUGUUUAAGCGCGCUCGUCAAUCACGUCUACCCCUUGCACUGAGUCAGGACUCAUCACAUCCUGGCGAUUUACGAAAGGAAAAGACUGGCACUAUAUCAAAAGCCGAGUCGGUGAGCCUUAGCAAACCUCUAAACCGCUACAUUGACGCCAUGUCAUAUGCAGGCCGAGUGUCUAGCUUGGCAACAUUCAUCAAUAACCACUUCCUGCCGGCUGGCUACCAGCUAACCAGUUACAAUUGGAAUCGCUACGUUCAAGCUCUUUGUCGCUCGACGGAGACCAAACAUCACCUUCGAGCUUUUGUGUUGGCAGAACAUUCGAUGAAUCGCGUGCAGUCCUGGACACUCCUGAUUCGUGGGCUUCUAAGGAGGAAGAAUACAUCCUGGGUCUUUGACAAAUUGGCCGAGGAUCUACCAAGGCCCAUACUUCGUAAGAAGAAUGAAUAUUUUACAUCUAGUCGACGCGAGAUGAUGGAUGUUGACCCUCUUCGAAUUAUCCCAACUUAUACCACCAUGGUUCAUCUCGGUGCCGUGCUGUCUAAGGCUCAGGAGAAGGCUCAGAACCACGAUCCUUCGGAGCUCUCCGCGAUCCGUGACUCGGCGGCAGAAGUCAAGAAGUUUUUGGAAAGAAUGCCUUACCUCAAGGACUCUAUCCAAGGCAGUAUUCUUCGGGGACUAGAAGAUUCUGGAGAUCUACGACCUCGUCCUCGGUCCGAAGAAUCUAUUCGAGCAAAAGUCGAUCGAAGUGGUAUUUUAGGCGGUGACUCUGUUCUCGAUGACUUGUCCGCUGACUUCUCUCGUGAUAUCGAAGACUUGUUCCAACGUUUCGACGAUAUAAGGAAGCUACCAUCUCAAGGAGCUGAUACUGGGGCAGAUGAUUACGCACGAGAAGUGGCACUUGCAGAGGAGAUGACUGGCCAAAUUACGCGAGCACCGAUAGUCUUAGCCGGACGAGGUAGGUUUGAAACGGAGAUGGAGACACUGCGAAGAGUGCGCAAAGAGGAAGCCGAGAAGCUUAGCACGUUGCGAAGUACGUUGCAGGCUUUGCAGGACAAGACAACACCUUCAGAGAUCGACCUUGUAUCGCCAGUCGGACCGCCAUCCGAAGUCACAGAGCAUCACCGUCGACCUGAAGAUCAACCUUCUCGAAGUCUGUCAUUUUCGCUACACCCGGAAGAGCCUCGAACGAAGCCACUACUUCCAUCAGAUUCUGAACGAGCUAGUUCGCGGCGUUCGGCGACAUCAGGGCUCUCUAGUCCAAGUGUCAACAAGAAAGUCUCUGUCCUAGAGCAGCUCAAAAGCCUCGACCGAGUGGCCCAGGAAAAAGCUACGAAGCUGGCAUCCAGAGUCAGGUCUACCAGAGCCAGACUGGCCAUCCCUUAUGCAGCAAUCCGCAGGAUCCGAGGUCGACGAGCCGCAGUUCAGCGAGCCACAGCCGACCAGAGGCUCGCAACAUCCAUCGCCAACGGCAAUAUAUCCCCACGCGCCCUUAAUAUUCGUUCUGGUGCAAUGAAACGAGCUAUCGCGAGCGCGCUUGCACGACGACGCCGUGCAUCCUACCUGGAAUAUGAAGCUGAUCUCAAGAAGGGCAUUCGACUACCGCCUUUUCCACGCAAUGAGGAAGCCUACCGUCGACAUAGACGAAAAUAUGGCCAGGUCCGCGUGCGUUUCAUCGCCGACCUAAACAGAAAACGAGCUCUGAAUCUAGUCCGACGUGGCAUAAUCGCAGAAAAGAGAAAACCCGCAAUCACAGGCAAGGUCGAUCAAAGCCAAUUCACUGCGGAGCCACAAAAUCGCCAUCUCGUACUGCAAAGACCUCGAACCCUGCCUCUUGUAAGGCUCACGAGCGAUGACUCCGGUCCUCCAGAGAAAACAUACAAGCAGCUGGUUAGGACACGAUUCCGUGGCACGUCGUACAGAAGAGUGCUGAAGAAGAGAUUGGCUCUUAGACGUGCUCACUUGCAGAAUCGGGUUGUCAAUGCAUUGGGUCAAGAGGUGUAUGAGAAGAAGAUUGAGGAGCUACGUGGUGGACCGAGGUUCGAGCCUUUUAGGUAG
Molecule: messenger RNA, 4908 nt
Organism: Lithohypha guttulata
Lineage: Eukaryota; Fungi; Ascomycota; Eurotiomycetes; Chaetothyriales; Trichomeriaceae
Exons: 2
Coding region: 1-4908 (1635 amino acids)
Molecular function (GO): protein binding
Source: RefSeq, a predicted model, not a curated record